Messenger RNA from Dreissena polymorpha, 3916 nucleotides. RefSeq names its product zinc finger protein 418-like. The record is from RefSeq and is a predicted model, not a curated record. The transcript is spliced from 10 exons. Gene Ontology annotation, cellular component: nucleus. The coding region runs from base 515 to 2890 and encodes 791 amino acids. NCBI's taxonomy places the organism in Eukaryota, Metazoa, Mollusca, Bivalvia, Myida, Dreissenidae. Gene Ontology annotation, biological process: regulation of transcription by RNA polymerase II. Gene Ontology annotation, molecular function: protein binding; DNA-binding transcription factor activity, RNA polymerase II-specific; histone methyltransferase activity.
UUCCGGUUUAAAAAAUGUAAAUAUUCCCAAUGUUGGCAAUUAUCAUGACAAUAAGUGUUCAAUCAGUCCGCAGGGAGGCUUGCAAUGUGCAGUUCUUACGGUUUUAUAGUGUAACUACUGCCUGCAAAUAUAGAAUGACGCGUACAUAGAGAAGUCCUCUUCUGGUGGGCUCCAAAAAGAUCAAAAUAAGAAAACAAUAGACGGAAAGCAAUACCAGCAAUAGUGACAUGGGAAGGGAGAGUGCAAUAAUAAAGGAAUUAGAUUCCACAACUCAAACUAGCGUAAACGUCUGCUAGGGUAAGUGUGGUGGCCUUAAAUUUAGGACAGACAACAAGGUGACUUUAAUUGUGUUUGCGUCAAAAUCGAGCCGGAUGAAUGGUAUACUGAUACUACGGCUGCUAAUUUGUAUUCUGUGUGUGCCAAAUCAGAACAGGUUCUAUGGGAACAGAGACAUCCAAAUUGUAACAAACAAGAUGGCUUCAAUGUUGUACAUGAACAAACAGGAUGUUUACAGAUGGAUCAAAAUUACAUAAAACAAGAAGGCGUCAUUUCCGAAUGUGUGAAAUUAGAACAGACAGGAUGUGAAAUUAUUGAUCAAGAUGUCACCAGAAAAGCUUGUCUCAAUUCUGUAUGUGUGAACAGAAACGCGAUUUCCAAUUUAAAUGCAAAUACACAAAAAGAUGUGCUCCAUUCUGUAUGUGGGAUAAAACAGUUUCUAAAUCCAACUACAGACCAGAGUUAUAUAACAACAAAUGACCUCAAUUGUGUAGGUGGUAUAGCUAAACAGUAUAUAAAUACAGGUAUGGACAAUGGAAAUACGACAGCAAACGAUCCCAGUACUUUACCGGUAUGUGAUCAUUCAAACACAUUUGAGAAUCAAGCACAACUGGCCUACCUAAAUUCUGUAUUUCUAAGUAAGGAAGAGAUUGAACAUCCAAAUGUUGACCAAUUCUGUGCUCGACCAACUGUGGAUGGAGAGGCAAUAAAAAUGGACCAUUUCUCAAACCUUAUUGUUCAAAGACAUUCAAACUCCGAAAAAGAUGACUCAGGUGAUGACUUUGUAGAGAUAUUCUUUGAAAGAGACAACAGGAAAAAUGAGAGCUGUCAUUCAACUCUUGUGGCUCCAAAGAGAUUUCGAAGUGAAGAUUCGUCCAGUAGCCUAGUCCAGCCAAGGAGUCCUUCAGCAAGAGAGAUUGCAGAGAAUGCUGUGACAACAACUGUCCCCCUUUCUCUGAAACCAGCUAAGAUGAACUUGAAUAAAAAGGGUGACCAAGUGAAGGAGGUUAAGAGAAUGAAGAAAGCCAAGACCCCAGAAAAAGACAAGACCGAGUACAGUCUUCCAGAGAGGAACCUGUCCAGCUUUAUGAACCUUGAACCUUGUGAUAAUGACCAUUUUCUCUACUCUGGAGAAUGCAACAAGGAGUUUGAAGGGGACUGUCCUGUCCAUGGACCCUAUAACUACAUACAGGACAAAGAGGUGCCAGAAGGGGACCCACUUAAAGCUGACCAUACAUUGCCAGAUUGCCUUGAAAUCAAAACGUCCAAAAUAGCUGGAGCUGGUCUCGGUGUAUUUUCCAAGGAGGGACUGGAAUCCAGUGUCAUGUUUGGACCAUAUGGGGGCGAUAUCGUUGCUGACAACCAGAAAUCAGGAUAUUGCUGGCAGGUAAAGACCUUAAAGGAAGGCAAUCCAAGCCACUUUGUGGAUGUCCAGAACAAGGCCACCUCUAACUGGAUGAGAUACGUGAAUUGUGCAAUGACGAAGGCAGAACAGAACCUUGUAGCGUUUCAGUACAAAGGAGGCAUCUCUUACUGCACAUUAAAGCCAGUUUCACCAGGAGAGGAACUGCUGGUCUGGUACGGAGAAAAAUUCGCCAGAGAACUUGGCCUCAUCAGAGACAAAAACGUGUCCAGUAAAAACAGUGGUCUCUUGAAGAUACACAUUAGGAUACACACAGGAAGACAUUACAAGUGUGAAGUGUGUGGCUAUUUAUGUAAUCGUAGUGAUGUGUUGAAGAUACACAUGAGGAUACAUACAGGUGAGAGACCGUACAAGUGUGAGGUUUGUGGAUUUCAAUGUAAACAUAGUCAUCACUUGAAGACACACAUGAUGAUACACACAGGAGAAAGACCGUAUAAGUGUGAAGAGUGUGGCUAUGAAUGUAAAUGUAGUGGUGAUUUGAAGAGACACAUGAGGAUACAUACAGGAGAAAGACCGUACAAGUGUGGGAAGUGUGGCUAUGAAUGUAAAUGUAGUGGAGAUUUGAAAAGACACAUGAUGAUACACACAGGAGAAAGACCGUACACGUGUGAGGAGUGUGGCUAUGAAUGUAAUCGUAGUGAUGAUUUGAAGAGACACAUGAUGAUACACACAGGAGAAAGACCGUACACGUGUGAUGAGUGUGGCUAUUGUUGUAAACAGAGUCAUCACUUGAAGACACACAUGAGGAAACAUACAGGGGAAAGACCGUACAAGUGUGAGGAGUGUGGCUAUUUAUGUAAACAGAGUGGUCACUUGAAGGAACACAUGAGGAUACAUACAGGAGAGAGACCAUACAGGUGUAAAAUGUGUGAUUUUGCUUGUAAAAACAGUGGUCACUUGAAAAGACACAUGAUGAUACAUACAGGAGAAAGUCCGUACACGUGUAAGAUGUGUGAUUAUGCAUGUAAACAGAGUGGUUCGUUGAAAAAACACAUGAAGAUACAUACAGGAGAAAGACCGUAUAAGUGUGAGGAGUGUGAUUUUGCGUGUAAACAAAGUCGUGCGUUGACGAAACACAUGAUGAUACAUACAGGCAAGAGACCGUACAAGUGUGAGGAGUGUGAUUAUGCAUGUAUUCAGAGUGAUUGCAUGAAGAGACACAUGAAGAAACAUGCUCGGUUGUACUUCUAACCAUAGUGAUGAUUUGAAGAAAUGCAUGAGGAUACAUACAGGAGGUGUGUGGCUAUUCAUGGAUCCAUGGGAGGAAGACUUUAAAAAGUGUUAGGUGUGUAGUUAUCCAUGUAUCUUUGGGAGGAAGACUUUAAAGAGUGUUAGGCGUGUGGUUAUCCAUGAUCCACGGGAGGAAGACUUACAAAAGUGUUAGAUGUGCGGUUAUCCAUGUAUCCAUGGGAUUAAGACUUUAAAGAUUGUUAGGUGUGUUGUUAUCCAUGUAACCAGAGUGGUGACAGGUCCCUUGAAAACUUGAAGAGGCACAUGAGAAUAUAAAAGACUAGAAUAUAAGAGAAGCAAAAGCUAAACAUGAACAUAUAAAAAAAACCUCUGAAACCAGUAGAGACAAAGUGACGCACGUAAUUUUGCAUGACAUUACGACACAAUAAAUCAUUGCUUAGUAGAGCAGCAUUCAACAUAAAUUUUAAUUUACUCGUCCAAUCGGUUUUAUAAUUUAUUAUGAACAGUGCCCGAUGCGCACACAUCUGCUUACCUGCUUUGCCUAUCAUUUUAAAAAUCUCCGUCACAUAAUUCAAUAUACACUUUACUUCGGAAAAAUGGCGUACUUUUGUUCAUAUUUCACAUGAUUUUCAUAAAGAAAAAUUCUGCAAUAAUUGGUGUUCUCUUGCUUACUUGAAUGUCAAUUACGACAAGUAGAUAAUUGCUUUGUUCAUUUGUACCUUUUUCAAGGUUUGCACAAUAUUUGUUUCUAGUUAUUUGUCAUUGUGUUCUACGUCUUUUACUCACGCUCUUAUGAUUAUCCCAUCAAGAUGUUUAUGGUUAAUGUCUUUUAACAAUUUUACAUUCAAUAAUGGUUUUGUCGAUGAUAUUUGUGUUAUGUAAUUCCCUAUCGAAUGUGUCAAGAUGAUCUUGUUUUUUUUUCUUCGAGUUUGCGUGUUUUUGUAUUUAUGUAAAUGAGGCAUUUCUGCUUGUUUUAUUGCGUAAAGUACCUUUAAUAAUCUCCAAUAAAGUAUUUGGGUUUGCAAC